Toxoplasma gondii ME49 is the source of this 3177-nucleotide messenger RNA. RefSeq names its product SAC3/GANP family protein. Gene Ontology annotation, biological process: proteasome-mediated ubiquitin-dependent protein catabolic process. NCBI's taxonomy places the organism in Eukaryota, Apicomplexa, Conoidasida, Eucoccidiorida, Sarcocystidae. The record is from RefSeq and is a predicted model, not a curated record. The transcript has 6 exons. Gene Ontology annotation, cellular component: cytosol; proteasome regulatory particle; nucleus. The coding region runs from base 801 to 1931 and encodes 376 amino acids.
GCUCCGGCUUCUCGAGGCGGAGGUGUGCUCAUGUUCAAGCUCUGCUCUUUCCUUAUCGCGACGAGGGGUCUUUCCGCCGACCAGGAUUUCCACUACCAAUGAGCCCUGCUCCCAAGUCUGGAUUGCACGAGUCCUAGAACGUCCAAUGCUCUGGAAUGAGUCUGUUUUAUGUUCCUGAUUUUUCAAGGUUGCCCGGCUGCCAAGCAACACAAACGUACGGACUGGCGCCCCAACAAUCCAAGUGCUCCUGAGAUUCACUUGUGUACUUGUGUCUUGUCUGCUCCUUGCACAGAGUCGUCCUUUUUCUUUAGUUGCAUGUUUGCUGUCUCGUCUUGAAACAAAGGAGCGCCGACAACGUCAGCCCAAAACUCUUUCACUGCUUCCAGUCUACCUACCACCGAAAGCGAGGACGCACAUCGUUUUUCGUGUUCGCCUCCUCCUUGGUGGGUUUCAUCCCUUCUUCUUUUCCCCAUCUCGUUCUGAAAAGCAGAACUCGUUUGUGCGUUCCUCGCUUCUCCCUGUGUUCCCUCCGCCUGCGUCUUUUUUUUUCACAACAGGAAAGUCGGAGUUUCGCCGACGCAAAAGACUGUCCCUGUUGCGAGACCUGACCGCCUGUCUUCUCCGCCCCGGACUUCCUUUCUUUUCUGUAAACCGGAAGCCGCAAACUCGAUAAACGUCGCUGUCUGGAUAUUUCUUUUCCGAGCACGAGAAAAGGACCGCCUCCGCGCCCUUCUCCUCCCCUCUCUUCGGGUGUCUCGGCCAUCUUUGCAAUUUUCUUCACCUCCUGUGAGACACGAAACAUGGCGCCUGGAGUGACUCAGGCAGAGUUCCAGCGAGAGCUGCAGGAGGCACAGGCGGCUCUCGCUCGUGUGCGGCAGGAGCAGAAGGCAGAAAGGAACUUGCAGGAUGCGUGGAAACUUAUUCAGAAAGUCAAGAUGUUUGUUACUCUCUACCCUCUCGGCGACUUCACCGACCCUGCCCUUCUCAAGGCUGUGGCUCUCGUCGGUCGGGAGUGCUUCGAGCUUGCUACUCUCCUCAGCGUCGCAGAGAUGCAAGAGCAGCUCCGCGGACUGGAAGGAGGCGCUGCGGAUAUGGUCGAUGAGCCUCUGGCUGGCGAGGAAGACUUCGAGCGGCACAUGCUCAUGCUGCUUCCCUACUACACGGACUACGCAGAUCUGCUGCCUCCGUCGGAACACCACAGCGAACUCCUGUGUCUCUACCUCCUCUAUUUCCUUGCCUGCAACCGAAUCGGAGAAUUCCACAUGGCUCUUCAGCUGCUCGCCCCUCAAGUUUGCGCAGACCCGCUGGUCGCCGAAGUACUGGCGCUGGAGCAGCACCUCAUUGAGGGAAGCUACGCGUUCAUUUCCGAUUUGCAGAGAUCAGAGGGUCGGGGGGUGUCCGGGAGCAAGAUGAAGAUCGGCGCGGCUCUGCCUUCUGCCCACGUCUUCAUCGAGAAGCUGGUGAAAACGGUCCGGCUGAAGGCUGCGGCCUCUCUGGAGAGAGCGCACGACCAGGUGGACGUACAGUACGCGCUGAAGACUCUGAAUCUACGGAGUGUGCAGGAGUUGCAGGCGUUCGUCGAGAUCCACAAUUUCGGGAUGCGCCGAGAAAGUUCAAAGGACCUUCACGCAGAAAAAACAAGUGGGCACCCAGGCGUCUUCUCUCAAGGCUCGCUCUACCACGCAGAAGGCGCAGGAGCGCCCGGCAGCGUCAGUACGUUGGCAGCAGGCGUCGGCUCUGGGAGUUUCGCGUCUGCUGUCAGCUUCGCUGCGCCUGGAGAGGUCGCGGUGGAGUGGCAGCUCGAAGGAGAUCUGCUGAAGUUCCGCAGAAGUGGAGGAAACAACCGAGCGCCGCAGCACUGCAGCAUUCAGGCCGUCGACGUCAUCGGAAACCUCAUAGGGUACGCCACGGAGCUGGAGAGAAUUGUUUAGAGAAGAAGCAGUCGCGUCUGGCACGCUUUGACUCUUUCUUCUCUGAGAUCCUCUCUUCAAAACGGCCCAGGCGCUGGAGGACCAGCCUCGUCUGUCCAACUGGUGUCGCUCCUUCUCGAGCCUGGCUGCCUCGGAGAAAAAGAGUGCAGUCUUCAGGCUCUGAGAAAAUCCUGUGCUAGCCAGUCUAGACAGCCUGAACGCUAAACGUUUGUCUCCUUGGUCGACCUCUUCCAGGUCUGUGUCCGCGGCCUCAAACUCGACUGCGCUUUUCUGACGCUUGCGUCAGAAGUGAUCGUCGGAGACUGGCGUCCACCGUGGGGAGGGCCGAGAGCUGACGCGAAGUCUGCUUGCACAUCAGAGGCCAACGAGAGAGACGAAGAAGAGGAGUUGGCCGCGGAGUUUGAGAGAACCGCGGGAGAAAAGCGCAAGAGCUGAGGCAACGACCCGUAGUUCUCCUCGACCGAUAGUCUCCAGGUGAUGGCCGCUACGCACGGCGCCCAGAACAAGAGAUGCAGCCUGAACUAUCUCUUUUCCGGGGAACGGUCUCGCUGUUGGCAGGCUCUCCAAGAACCUGAAACAAUGGCGCCAGAGAAACAGCGGGGGAUACACGACUCGGAUUGGAAACCAGAGGCGAGAGAGUUCCUGAGGGCGCGCCGAGAGAAUCGCAGGCGAGCGAGAGGCGUGGAAGGGUACAAACUGAGACAGGGACAUGUACAGAGAUGCAAACGCGCAAAAGAACAGACUGUGAGACUGCCCAGGCGUGGACAGUUGGGGGAACUGCGGCCUCAGUCUGCUUAGGGAGGUUCACAGGAAGUGCUUGAGAACUGUUUAGAGGCAACAAUAACAGACACUACACUCUUCAACUGUUCAACACUGCCCGGAUAGUCAGGACAAACACUUGCGAGAUUUCCACGGUGGAUCCCGACGAACCAUCCUGGCUGUGUCAGGGAAAGAGACUCGUUCUUUGGGAACGGACACAAGGCCCUGCAAACGUCUAAAACAUCUCGCACCCGCUUCGACGACACAGUCGCAAUCUUCCAUUCUUUCUGCUGACGGAGUCACCUAGUAGAUUGUCUUCACUCCUGUUGCUUGGUGGAUGAUGGCAUUCUUCUUAAAUUCACGAAAGGACCGACUUCGAGCAGAAGCAGAGGUGGAUUGUGUGGGCUCACCGAACCACGUACACUCUUCUACGUACACCUGCCAGUGGCGGUGAUGAUCGACGCGACAUUCUCUUUCUAAACUCGGG